AUGCUUGGGGUCAACGACCCUCCUCUUUUGAUAAAAGACAUUAAGGCCAGACUGAAAAACUUAAAUGUCGUCUUUAUUGUCCUGGAGAUACAAGGCAUUACGGAAAUCAAAGAAGGUCAUGAAGUGAGAUCGUACAAAGUAGCUGAUAGAACAGGAAGCAUCACUAUUUCUGUAUGGGAUGAGAUCGGAGGGCUUAUACAGACAGGGGAUGUUAUUCUUUUGACCAGAGGGUAUGCAUCAAUGUGGAAAGGAUGCCUGACACUUUAUACUGGAAGAGACGGUGAACUUCAAAAAACUGGAGAAUUUUGUAUGGUGUAUUCAGAAGUGCCAAAUUUCAGUGAGCCAAACCCAGAUUAUAGAGGGCAGCAGAAAAGUGUACAAAAUGACAAGGAUAGAGUGAGCAUCGGUAUAUUUGGGCCAGUUGGAAAUGGUGGUCAGACUGGGCCAAAAUCAAGGGGAUAUCAUCUUCCAUAUACUGGUGGAAGCAGUGGCUGGGAACCCAUCAAUCAACAGCUUCCAGGAGCUCGUAGUAGUCAAACAGUCAUGACCACAAUAAGUAAUGCCAGGGAUCCGAGAAGAGCCUUUAAAAGAUGGCCUAAGCAAAAGAGACUCAUGUAG
Cricetulus griseus (Chinese hamster) is the source of this 618-nucleotide messenger RNA. The record is from RefSeq and is a predicted model, not a curated record. Lineage: Eukaryota; Metazoa; Chordata; Mammalia; Rodentia; Cricetidae.